AAACAUGAACAUCCACUUGUUGAAUAUCUUAUUCCAAAUCAAAAAUAUACAUUAGAACAAAUAAUUUCAUCAAUACCUGAUUUACUUCCUUCAAACAAUGCAGGAAAUAUUUUAAUGAAAGCAAUCUUUGAAAAUGAUAUUAAACCUAACAGUACCAACCGCAGUCGUUGUAUCCCGUUCUGUGGUUUACGUAUACCGCGAAAGAAAAAGGCUGUUACUCCGAUAGUUAAAAGUAUGGGAUUUUAUUUUUCAGCUCAUUGGUGUCCACCUUGUCAAGAAUUUACACCAAUGUUAGCCGAAUUUUAUAAAGAAACACGAGAAAAAUAUCAAUCUUUUGACGUUGUAUUUUUAUCAUUUGAUCAGGAUGAAGAUUCAUUUAAUACUUAUCGAUCACAAAUGCCAUGGCCUGCAGUUCCAUUUAAUUUAACUGAUAUUUUUGCUGAAUAUUUUAAACUUCAAGGUCUUCCAAGCUUAAUUGUCGUAUCAUCAGAUGGACAAAUUUUAUCACGUAAAGGUUGUGAAGAUGUUGAACAACAUGGUAUUAAAGCUUUACAGACAUGGUCACGAGCUGAAAAAUUAAAACCUCCUCCACCAGAUCAAUAUAAAUGGACACAUUUUGCUUGUGAUGGAUGUGGAAUUAAACCAAUUGUUGGUGAAAAAUAUUCAUGCCUUACUUGUCAAAAUUAUGAUCUUUGUUCAGCAUGUGCAAAGAAAGGACAUGAACAUGAACUUAAACUUCAAUUACAACCAAAUGAUGAUGAACAUCAGUCGAAAUGA
Messenger RNA from Adineta steineri, 777 nucleotides. NCBI's taxonomy places the organism in Eukaryota, Metazoa, Rotifera, Eurotatoria, Adinetida, Adinetidae. The record is from the annotation of a GenBank genome assembly.